Messenger RNA from Spinacia oleracea (spinach), 1214 nucleotides. RefSeq lists its product as uncharacterized. NCBI's taxonomy places the organism in Eukaryota, Viridiplantae, Streptophyta, Magnoliopsida, Caryophyllales, Amaranthaceae. The coding region runs from base 85 to 900 and encodes 271 amino acids. The transcript has 6 exons. The record is from RefSeq and is a predicted model, not a curated record.
CUUGUCGCUCACUUGUUCCGUUGUUCGCCAUGGCAGUCCUGCACAGCUCUUAAACCACACUUUCUAUCUCCUCAAAUUGCCAUCAUGAAACUUCCAUGGCUGCUACCUUCUAAUCUUCCCACUCCAACUACUUCUCUCACUCUCCCCCUUCACUUCACUUUCUCAGCCUCAAUUUCUCCUCCUAAUUCCACCCUCUUCUUCAAACCUCGAUAUCUUUUCCCUCUUUCUUCAUUCAAUCGUCGCAAAUUUUCAACAUUUUCCUCUUUGAAUUCUUCAAUUGAACUCAAGGAUUCAAAUUCAAUCGCCCAGAAAUAUCAGGAGCAACAAUUGAAUUCGGAAAAUCGAUCCGAAUUUGUGGAAAUUAGGAACCCUAAUGUUCCGCCUUUUGUCUCGUCGUGGCGUUCUAAGUUCAGCUUGAGUGAUCAAGCUUUCUUUUUAUUAACAUUCAUCGCUUGCACGACCUCUGUUGCGUUUAUCAGCCUUGUUGCUGCAACUGUUCCUACUUUGUAUGCUAUGGGAAGAGCUGCUAAUUCUUUUGCAAAGCUAGCAGACACUGCUCGAGAGGAGCUCCCCAGUACAGUGGCAGCUAUUAGACUUUCAGGCAUCGAAAUCAGUGACCUUACUGUAGAACUGAGUGACUUAAGCCAAGAGAUAUCAUCAGGAGUCAAUAAAUCUGCAAAAGCAGUUCAAGCAGCUAAACAUGGAGCACGACAGAUUGGCUCUAUUGCUCGUGAACAGACUAUGUCAAUGAUCCAUGAGAGGGCGAACCUUCCUGCCAUCUCAUUUCAACCAGUUGUUUCUGGCGCUGCAAAAAAGACCUCUCGUGCAAUUGGCCAUGCUACAAAGACCUUAAUGAAUUUAAUUUCUGGAGGAGAGACCAUCUCUGAAGAAAACGAAUGACCCUGUUAACAGAGUCUACUAUUCGCUAACUCUGCGCUCCAAAUAUGAAGGUAGUAAUGGCAGCUCAGUCCAACUUGUUAAUGAGUCUGCUCUUACCCUCGGUGGUGAAGGGCAGAAAGGGGGUUUGAGGUGAAAAUGGACAACUACAUGGAUAGUGAUGCAGGUAAGGAAUGACCACCUAUAUCUGCAUCUAAUUCAGCAACAAAUUCACAUGUACUGUUUUUAACUUAUAUACUUUGGCUACGUCUUUGAGAAACCUGCAUGGUUCAACAAUCUGUUCAUGUGACCUAAGAAAGUUUUCUUUAUGUUCUAUA